UGUCUGAGCCAAACCCUGCUGCAAUUCAGCGCAAGCUCCUAAAUCCUCCUCCACUUUCCUAGCUGGAGCAGCAGCAGGAGGCGCAGGAGCUCAGCGGAUCUGGCAGGGUGUCCAGUGAGCGCGCUGGAUUUUCUUCCUCCUCUGCUGAUCAUGGCUUGAGCUCGGCUGCCGGUGGAGGUGCCUGGGGUGGGGGAAGGGCUGGGUCCGGCUGCUCCCUGCAGGGGGAGCCAGGCUGCCACUUAGGUCCCGGGCGCCAAGCGCAGGUGCUGCCGCUGUUACCUUUACCUCCGGGGAGGGCAGGGGGCUGGCGUUGCAGGUUGAAGCUGCCGAGAGAGGCGCACGCGGAAGGGAGUGAGGAACGCUCCCCGCCCCUUUUCCCCGGUACGUGCAGCAGCAGGAGCCGAGGCGAGCUGCAGCCUCGGGAGAGAGGAAGAGGCGCCGCCACGCACUGGAGCGAGCUUCUCCCGGGCGCAGCGGCUCUCGGGGCUUCUCCCGCAGCCCGGCGGGCCCCGAGGUGGGGGGACUCGCCCCCCGUGGCGCGGAGCCAGAUGUGCGGGGCCAGGGGCUGGAAGGAGCCAGCCAGGCGGUGCCGUGAGCUCUGCCCUGCGGGGCCGCUGCCCCCGGCUUGCCCGCGGGACCCGUAGCGGGUGCUGGGGCAGGGAAGCCGCAGCUUGGCCGUGCGGAGCGGAGGCGGCUUUGCAGAGGCUUCCCCGAGGCGGCUCGGCGCCGGCUGUGCGGGGCUGGGGCAGGCUCGGUUGCGGCGGCUGGCGGCGGGGGGGUCUCGGCCGAGCGCGGCUUGAAGCGCAGGACAGGGGGGUCCUGGGCUGCGUGGGCGGCUCGGGUCGCCCUCCCCGGGCGUGCGGAGCCCGCGGCGCAGUCGGUAGCUCCGCGCUAGCUUUGAAGCGCCCGGCCCCAUCCCACCCCCCUCGGCUCUCUAUGUGAGGCUCCCGGAUGGCGAUAGACCGGCGACGCGAAGCGGCUGGCGGAGGCCGGCAGCUGCCCGAGGAGAACGGGUCCCUGCCGGCCGGGGAGGCGGGCUCGGCGGCAGCAGCAGCGACGCUGGCGGUGGCUCCCCCCGCGACCGCGGAGAUCCAGACCCUGCCGCCGCCUGCCGCCGGCUCCUGCAGCCCCCUGCUGCUGGACUACGAUGGCUCGGUGCUGCCUUUCCUCGGCGGGCUGGGCUGCGGGUACCAGAGGACCCUGGUGCUGCUCACUUGGAUCCCGGCCCUUUUCAUCGGCUUCAGCCAAUUCUCGGACUCCUUCCUGCUGGACCAGCCUGACUUCUGGUGCCGGGAGCCGGACGGGCAGGGCAACGGGACGGACAACUUGACCCGGGGGCUGGCUAACCACAGCCAGAGCAGCAGCGCCGGGAUGCUGGGGGCCCCGGCGCUGCCCACCCCGCCGCCGGGAGACAACGCCAGCCAAUGCCACUGCCACGAGUGGCACUACCUGAUCAGAGCCGGUCUCGUCCAGAACGUCGUGAGCAAGUGGGAUCUCGUUUGUGAAUCUUCCUGGAAAGUCCAUAUUGCUAAAUUCUCCCUACUGGUAGGCUUAAUCUUUGGCUACUUGAUAACAGGAUGUAUAGCUGACUGGGUUGGUCGACGGCCAGUGCUACUCUUCUCGGUCAUAUUCAUUCUGAUAUUUGGACUGACUGUGGCUCUCUCAGUAAAUGUGACAAUGUUCAGCACACUCAGGUUUUUUGAAGGGUUUUGCCUGGCUGGAAUAAUCCUCUCCCUGUAUGCACUGCGAAUAGAACUCUGUCCUCCUGGGCACCGGUUCAUGGUCACCAUGGUGGCAAGCUUCAUUGCAAUGGCAGGACAGUUCCUCAUGCCAGGACUGGCUGCCCUCUGCAGGGACUGGCAGGUUCUCCAGGCGGUCAUCAUCUGCCCUUUCCUGCUGAUGCUGCUUUACUGGGUUAUUUUCCCGGAGUCCCUUCGGUGGCUGAUGGCUACACAACAAUUUGAGGCAGCCAAGAAACUUAUUCUUCACUUCACUAACAAGAACGAGAUGAACGUUGAAAGUGAUAUCAAAGGAGUGAUGCCUGAGCUGGAGAAGGAGCUUACCAGGAGGCCCAAGAAGGUCUGCAUUGUUAAAGUGGUGGGAACCAGGAACCUGUGGAAAAACAUUGUAGUAUUGUGUGUGAACUCGCUGACCGGGUUUGGGAUACAUCACUGCUUUGCAAAAAGCAUGAUGGGUCAUGAAAUGAAGAACUCGAAUCCCCACCAUUUCUAUACAGACUACUAUACCAUGGCAGGGAUUGCUCUGGCAUCCUGUCUGGCUAUGUGCCCCGUCGUUGGGUUUCUAGGGCGAAGAGGAGGACUGUUGCUGUUCAUGAUUCUGACAGCUCUGGCAUCGCUUCUACAGUUAGGCCUUCUCAACUUGAUUGGAAAAUAUAGUCAACUUCCAGACUCAGGUAUGAGUGACAGCGUCAAGGACAAAUUCUCUACUGCAUUUUCCAUUGUGGGUAUGUUUUCUUCGCAUGCUGUUGGAAGUCUUAGUGUUUUCUUCUGUGCUGAAAUCACACCAACAGUAAUAAGGGGAGGUGGACUCGGACUUGUCCUGGCCAGUGCAGGCUUUGGUAUGCUGACUGCACCUAUAAUGGAGCUUCAUAACCAGAAAGGCUACUUUCUGCACCAUGUGAUCUUUGCCUGCUGUACGCUCAUUUGCAUCAUCUGUAUUCUUCUCUUGCCGGAGAGCAAGAACCAAAACCUGCCUGAGAACAUCCCAGACGGCGAACACUACACCAGGAAGCCCCUCCUACCACACAAGAAAGGGGAGCAGCCCCUGCUUCUGACAAACUCUGAACUCAAGGAUUAUUCUGGCCUCCACGAUUCGUCAGCUGUGGGCGACGGGGUGUCCGAGAAUACCACUGCCAAUGGGAUGUAACUGGGCAGAUUUUUUUAUUUUAUUUUAUUUUAUUGGGAGAAGGCGCACUUUGGGUGGGGGCAUUUUGCACGGGUUUGCAGACCAGUGAUGGAACAGAUGGAUACAUGGGGGAAUUCAGCUCUGCUGCUAAAGCCACUUAUUGUAGGAAUCUUCAACUGGUGUACAAAUUACUUUUGAAAAGGUUAUGGGGGGAAAUAACACAUCUGAGAAAAGAACUGGACGGAGAUAACCCUUCCAAACUUUCUUUUCCUGGAAUUAAAUGUUUAUAUUUAUUUUGAUUAUCAUUUUAAAGAAGCACUUUACUCCCUUUUCAUUGAUCACAUGAAUGAAGCCAUCUUAUUUCAAGAGGUGCAGCCAUUCCAAAAAAGAAAUGGUGUGAUGUUUUUUGUUUGUUUUUGUGUUUUGUUAAAGGAAAGAGGUAUCUCUGCUGCAAAGCUGAAUCUACUGAAACUUAGGCUAGAACAACAUUAGUUCUGCCUGUCUAGAAAGUCAAAUCCCCCAGGUUGCCUGCUCUGUUUGUACAAACAACAAAAAACCUGUUGUGAGUCAAACUCUGGCUGCAUUUUAUUUAGCGUAAAUUAGGUUUUGAUAGUGUCCCCAUAUGUAUUUAAAAGUUAUUUUCUAAAUUAGAGUUGUUUUUUUACUGUAGUUAAAGCAGUCAGCAAAAUACUACACAAACUAGCUUAGUUUUUCAAUCAGGAUCAGCCUUCUACAUUUUAAAUAUCACAUUCAGCUCUUUUAGAGAUUUCCAGCAAGUGAUUAAUAAUAAUAUAAACAACUGAAAUGAGUUGACCACCAGUGGUAAAAUUAGGUUUACCAAGAAUGGUGUUAACUAACAGGAGGUUCAAUAUCUGUAUCCUAGUGUUCCAGAGAAUAUUUUUGGUUAAAGGAGACAAAAUGUAGGAGUAUUGGCUACAAUCUGAAAUGCUUGCUCCAAAAGGGAGUUUAGCUGAAAUUUCCACUAGUACAAGAACUGUGACAUUGCAUGCCCUAACUGUUUAAAGCCUGUUCUUAUUUAAAUUUAUUUUAUUAGAAUAAAAGGGAAUGAAUUGAUUAUUUGAAUAAAUACUGAAGAUGGGGGGGGGAGAAAGGGCUGUUUAAAAUGUUACUUAAAUAGAGGUCAAGAGGGCACUCUCUAUGAAAUGGGUCAUCUUUAAUUAUACGUUUUUAAAACCUCCUGUCCAAGCCAGAAUUGUGAUUACUAUAUAUUUUGCUGUCUCCUGUUUGCUAUUUCUGACCCAAGAAUUUACAAUGAACUGCCACCUUAAUCCCACCAAAAAUGUGCUCUUGUAGACUCUCUCUUAAAAAAAAAAAAAAAAAAAAAUACUAUAGGAUCACUUGUUUGAUUAAAGUAAUUUAAAAUGCCUCUGCUUAGUAAAGUAAGAAGCAAAUCUUUCAUUUAUUGCAAAGAUGGCUACUUGAUAAUAGCCAGGUGAGUCCCCAAGCCAGCAACAGAUUUGCAUUGUUGUGUGAAUGUCUUACGGAUCUAGUUAAUACAAGAACAUUCUGAGCUUAAAAGCUUUUUUGCAUCAUUAACAAUCCCCCCACCGCUACCUUCCUUACCUUAUUCACUCCGGCCAUGCAUUUUUGAUUUGCCCAGUGGUACAGCCAUUUAAAUGAACAGAGCAGCAGGAUAUGUAAUGUUGUAUUGAGCAUCCAUAUGAUUGCCACUUUGUUUGAUGGACAUCUUGCAUUCAUAGGCAUGGAAAGGCUAAUCUGCACUUUCCUCUUCUUCCCUAGCCAUUCUUUUGCUCUAUAUAUUGUCUGUUAACUACUGUACCUACUACUUACAUCCUCCAUUAGGCUGCCUUUGUCCUCUUGUAACCCACACAAAAUCAGCAAGACUGUGAGUACUGUAGUAAGCUACACAGCCGCAGAUGCUGAUGAGUGCAAGAGGACGAGCAGGCCUGGAGAAGUGACAAAGAUUGUUGUGGCUGGAAAAUCAAUGUUGUCCUAAAGCUGCUACCUUUUGUACAGAGGAUGUGGACAUUUAGGUUCUUUUUGAGCCACGUAAGAAACACUGGACCAGCUGAUGGUAAUUUUGCCUGGAGUUACGCUAUUGUUUUCACCUUAGUUAGACUUGCUGUGACAGCAACAGACCAAUUUUUCUUACACUCUCUAAACAUCUCUAGUUACUGUACGGUUUGAAAGUGGCCACCUCUCCUUCGUUUUGUUCUGCGUUCAGAUUUUUGCAGUCUGCAUUCACCUCGAAAAUAAGGCCUUUCGGUUUGUGCAGUAUUCAUGUGCCAAAUUUGUGUAAUACCUUUUGCCUUUUAUAUGAAGCUUGUUACAAGCCACAUAUCAGGAAAAGUGGGUUUAUAUCAAAAUCUAGAAAGUAAAACAAAUAAUAAUCCAGGGAGGGGGGCCUUGACACAGGAGACCAAUAGAGAGAGCAGAGGAUUGUUUGAAAUCGGGCAUGCACACAGACUCAGAGCUGUUACGCAGCACCUUGCAAUCCAUAUACCAUAGAACCGCUUUUUAGUUCAUGGUCUCUGUGCAAAUAUACUCAGGCUACAGUACAAAUCAUGUACUUUCACAAGCCUAUUAGACGGAUUGCAUUUAGCACUGUUAUGGUCCUGGUGUGUCAUCGCUGUUGUCCACAGCACUUUAUAGUUUCCUAUUCUGGUGUUUGCUCUUUCAUUACAAACAGUCCCAGGAAAAAGAACUGUUUAAACAUAUCAGCCUAUUUAUAUAAGAAAUAAAUACAUUAGGUGACAGGCGCACUUGGCAAUUUUUGUGAAAUUUACCUUUGUAUUUUGUUUUUUAAUUUGCCUGAGAUGAGGCAUUUGGUACUAGUCCUUUGAAAUGAGGUCCCAACACCUAUGGUUUGCUUGGCUCAGUCAUGGCCAAAACAUUAAGUAAUAGUCUGUCUCGGCAGCUCUGUUAUAGCUCAUUUGAGAGGAUGAAAGCCUGUUUUUUAAAAAGAUAUUACACUCCACUAAAGCUGAUGGCUAUCUGAGGCUGGAAAGUUUCUGGGGAGAGACAGACAGGUACUAAAUGAUACAGCAGGGCAGGAGGCUAUAAACAAGCAUCAGUUUCCUACUGUGUUCUGUCCGGUUCUUUGUACAGUUGGUUACUGUGGCAGUUUUUUAACAACUGUCUGUCAAGCCAUAAGCGUCUCAAUCCUGGUUCUCCACAGCGCAAAGGAAACAUUUUUCUCAGAUGACUACUGUUCCCAGCCAAUGCAACAAGGAAAGCAUUCAAAGCUUUGCUGUCCAUUUAGGCCCAUUUCUUUCCAUAAGCCCUCAGUUAUUCUAGCCCACUAGUGGGGUUUUUAGUUACCAUUUAAGGGACAUGUUUUGUUUUUUGUUUUUAGAAUUUUUCAACAGAAUGUGAAAAUGGCAUUACACUUGAUCAUUUUAUGGGGUGUUUUUUUCAGCAAUGUUUCUGUUGCCAAACACACUGAAAAUAGAUAAGAUGAGGAAAAGCAUGUAAUCUUUGCCACUUUUGAAAACUGUUGUUUUGGUUAAGCAGGGUUUUUUGGUUUUGUUUCGGUUUUGCUUUGUUUUAACAUGGAAGUAUUUUUCUUAAAUGAUGCCACUUCCUGGAGCCAAAUGCUAAAGAUCACCAAAUUGGAAGCAGAAGUGCCAUUAAAUGAACUCUGUGAAUGUCAAGUCAAAUUGCAGCUGUAGCUAGCACAUAAAGACAACGCUUAAGUGCGGGUUGAUCUCCCACACUUUAACUUAAAAAAAAAAAAAUUAAUCCUCAUUUUAAUUGUAUUGUGUGAAAUGUCUUGGGAAAGGAGUACAGUGUGUUUAUGUCUAGUGGGUGAGACUUCCCUCCCUCCCCUCAGUUUCUGAUGAAGUUUUAUUAAAGAAUCGUGUUACUGUAUGUUUUGAUCAUGAGUAGUCUGGUGGUGCUUAUUCAUAGCACAAGCUUAAAUCAAGUACUGAAAACAGUCUUACAAGCUAAAUGUCUGCAUGAUGUUACAUCUGUUGUACCUACUGAAAAACUUUGUAUGUAAAUGUACAGAAAUAAAAAGGUGUUGCCCCAUUAGCAUA
This is a messenger RNA of Trachemys scripta elegans, 6887 nucleotides long. RefSeq names its product solute carrier family 22 member 23 (gene SLC22A23). Gene Ontology annotation, cellular component: membrane. The record is from RefSeq and is a predicted model, not a curated record. The transcript has 10 exons. Gene Ontology annotation, molecular function: transmembrane transporter activity. Lineage: Eukaryota; Metazoa; Chordata; Testudines; Emydidae. Gene Ontology annotation, biological process: transmembrane transport. The coding region runs from base 952 to 2886 and encodes 644 amino acids.